GGGCUUUGUUUGAUACAUAGCUGAGUUUUCACUGUGUGAGUUCUUGAGUGCACAUUGCAGCCAUCUUAAUUACACUUUUGUGCAACUGAGACUGUGCAGCUGUCUCAAAAUGGCUGCUAGCCUAGUCUUUGUAGCUGCUUAGGCAGCAAGUAUGCCAGUGAGACUUGUCACAUGCAUCAGGAUCAGAGAUUCAAUAUGGAUAGUGUAGAAGAACCUCAGAAAAAAGUCUUUAAGGCUCGAAAAACAAUGAGAGUGAGUGAUCGGCAACAGCUUGAAGCCGUAUACAAAGUCAAAGAAGAACUAUUGAAAACUGAUGUCAAGAUUUUAAAUGGCAGCCAUGAAAAUGGAGAUUUGGACCCCACCUCACCUUUGGAAAAUAUAGAUUAUAUUAAAGAUAAGGAAAUAAAUGGUAUUGAAGAUACUUGUUUUGGUUCUGAAGAAUGUAAAACGGAAUGGAAAGAAAAGCCCUGUAUCCUAAAUGUUAGUGUAAAAAACAAGCAAGAUGAUGAUUUAAAUGAACCUUUGUCUCCUAAUAAAAUAAUUUCUGAACCAGCCUUUAAACUGACCACUGAGCCAGCUUCUGGUGAUCCAGCCUCUGGUGAGCUGACCACUGGAGAUUCAGCCUCUGGUGACUCUACUUCUAGUGAUCUCACCUCUGGAGAUGCAUCCUCUGGUGAUCCUGCCUCUGGAGAAUGUACCUCUGGUGAUCCUGCCACUGGUGAUUCUGCCCCUGUUGAACUGGUUUCUAGUGAACCUGUUUCUGAGGAACAAGUUCCUAGUGAAAGAGCUGAUGAACCCUCUUCUGGUGAUUGUGGCUCUGAUAAUCUAUCCUCUGCUGAUCCAGCUUCCGGCGAUCCACCCUCUGAUGAUCCGGCCUGUAGUGAAUUGGCCUCUGAUGAUCUGGCCUCUGGUGAUCUGGCCUCUGGUGAUCUGGCCUCUGAUGAUCUGGUCUCUGGUGGUCUGGCCUCUGGUGAUCUGGCCUCUGAUGAUCUGGCCUCUGGUGAACUGACUUCUGAAUCAGCCUUUGAGCCCACUUUUGAACCAAGUUCUGUACCAGUUUGUGAACCAGUUCUUGAAACUGACCGUACAGAACAAAGUAGCAAUAAGGAUAACGAUUUUCUUGAAAAAAAUGAGGAUGAUGAACAUUCAGGGCAAAUUGAGAAUAAGGACACAUUUGAUGAGAAAAAGAAAGCUGAUAGUAACAUUGACAGCAAUGAAGAAAGUCUAGAAACAGAUGAUACAAUGAUUUGUUCAGGUCUACCUCCUGAAAAUGAAAAGAAGGGAGAAGAUCCUAUCACAGAGCUUGCUCUUGGAGAAGAGGCUAUAUCUAGCAGUAUGGAAAUAGACCAAGGUGAAAAGAAUGAAGAUGAAAAUUCUUCAGACCUUGUGGAAACCAUUAGUGAAAAUGUUAUACAAAGUGACAAAAAUGAGACUGUCUUAGAAAAUACAGAUUCUAUGGAGACAGAUGAAAUUAUUCCUAUUUUGGAAAAACUUGCACCUGCUGAGGAUGAACUUACUUGCUUUUCUAAAACUUCUCUCCUUCCAAUUGAUGAGACCAGUCCAGAUUUGGAAGAGAAAAUGGAAGUUUCUUUUGGUUCACCAUCUAAACAAGAAAGUAGCGAGAGUUUACCUAAAGAAGCCUUUUUGGUCCUUUCUGAUGAAGAGGAUAUUUCUUGUGAAAAAGAUGAGUCUGAAGUUAUAUCACAAAAUGAGACAUGCUCUCCAGCAGAAGUAGAGAGGAAUGAAAAGGACACCAAACCUGAAGAAGAGGAGCAAGUGAUAGAUGAAGAAGACAAAAGACCUUCUGAGAAAAAUGAAUUUUCUGGAAGAAAACGUUCUAAAUCAGAAGACAUGGACAAUGUACAGUCCAAACGUCGUCGUCGAUAUCUUGAAGAGGAAUAUGAGGCAGAAUUUCAAGUAAAGAUUACAGCCAAAGGAGACAUUAACGAGAAGCUUCAAAAGGUUAUGCAUUGGUUGCUGGAAGAAAAAUUGUGUGCACUACAGUGUGCUGUCUUCGAUAAGACUUUAGCAGAAUUGAAAACACGAGUGGAAAAGAUUGAAUGUAACAAGAGGCAUAAGACAGUUCUUACUGAACUACAGGCCAAGAUAGCCAGGUUAACCAAACGUUUUGGAGCAGCCAAAGAAGAUCUUAAGAAAAGACAAGAAAAUCCACCAAACCCACCUGUAUCACCAGGAAAAUCUGCAAGUGAUAUCAUCAGCAAUAAUAAUAUGGCCUACAGAAAUGCAAGCACAGUAAGGCAGAUGUUGGAGUCCAAAAGAAAUGUAGGUGAGAGUGCACCACCGUCUUUUCAAACUCCUGUGAAUACAGUAUCUUCAACCAAUCUUGUCACUCCUCCAGCAGUUGUCACUAGUCAACCUAAAUUGCAGAAUCCAGCAACCUCAGGCUCUCAGACAGCAACACCAGUUCUUCCUGCACCCAAUACCGCUACAGUAGUUGCAACUACUCAGGUGCCUACUGGAAAUCCUCCACCUACAAUUUCUUUACAACCUUUGCCAGUGAUUUUGCAUGUUCCUGUUGCAGUAUCCUCCCAGCCUCAGCUCCUACAGAGCCAUCCAGGGACUUUAGUAACCAAUCAGCCAUCUGGCAAUGUUGAAUUUAUUUCUGUGCAAAGCACACCUACAGUGAGUGGUCUUACCAAAACUCCAGUAUCUUUGCCAUCCUUGCCAAAUCCCUCUAAACCAAACAACGUUUCUUCUGUGCCCAGUCCUAGUAUUCAAAGAAACUCUCCUGCCAGUGCUGCACCAUUAGGAACAACACUUGCUGUACAAGCUGUUCCAACAGCACACUCUAUUGUACAAGCCACAAGGACUUCUUUACCUGCAGUGGGUCCAUCAGGACUCUAUAGUCCAUCAAAUAAUCGAGGUCCUAUACAGAUGAAAAUUCCAAUUUCUGCUUUUAGUACUUCAUCUUCUGCAGAACAGAACAGCGCUACCACCCCAAGAAUUGAAAACCAGACAAACAAACCAAUAGAUGCUUCUGUUAAUAAGAAAGCAACUGAUAGCACAGCACAGAGUGGAAAAGCCACUGGCAGUGAUUCAGGUGGUGUCAUUGAUCUCACAAUGGAUGAUGAAGAAAGUGGAUCUUCUCAAGACUCCAAAAAAGUCAGUCACACUCCUAUAUCAACCAUGGGUUCUUCUCAGCCCAUGUCUCGACCAUUGCAACCCAUACAACCAGCGCCACCUCUUCAGCCAUCUGGAGUGCCAACAAGUGGACCAUCUCAAACUACCAUACACUUACUACCUACAGCUCCAACCACCGUGAAUGUAACACACCGUCCAGUAACUCAGGUGACCACAAGACUUCCUGUACCAAGAGCUCCUACAAACCAUCAGGUGGUUUAUACAACUCUCCCAGCACCACCAGCUCAGGCCCCACUGCGAGGAACUGUUAUGCAGGCUCCUGCUGUUCGCCAGGUCAAUCCUCAAAAUAGUGUUACUGUUCGAGUGCCUCAAACAACCACAUAUGUUGUAAACAAUGGACUAACCCUGGGAUCAGCAGGACCUCAGCUCACAGUGCAUCACCGACCACCACAAGUGCAUACUGUAAAUGAGCCCCCACGCCCUGUGCACCCAGCACCCUUACCAGAAGCCCCCCAGCCACAGCGUCUGCCUCCAGAAGCUGCCAGCACAUCUCUGCCUCAGAAGCCACACUUGAAGUUAGCACGAGUUCAGAGUCAGAAUGGCAUUGUACUGUCAUGGAGUGUUCUGGAGGUGGAUCGAAGCUGUGCUGCUGUUGAUAGUUAUCACCUCUAUGCCUACCACGAGGAGCCCAGUGCCACCGUGCCCUCACAGUGGAAGAAGAUUGGGGAAGUGAAGGCACUCCCCUUGCCCAUGGCAUGCACUCUUACCCAGUUUGUGUCUGGCAGCAAGUACUACUUUGCAGUGCGAGCCAAGGAUAUUUAUGGACGUUUUGGACCUUUCUGUGAUCCUCAGUCAACUGAUGUGAUCUCUUCUUCCCAGAGCAGUUAAACCUUGGAGCCUUUCUCUUCUCCUGUUUCAGAAGUUCCACUUUUUGGUCUUGUUUUUAAUCUUGUGCAUGAUACCCAGUGUAAAAUCCACAUUGUGCAAGAUUUCUUGGACUGAUGUGUGUAUACACUACAUUUGUUUAUAAGCAGAAGUAAAAUAAACUCAGCCUAUAAAGCAACAAUCUUUCCUGGACAAUUCAAGCUUCAGGGUUUUGAAAUAUAAGUGUGUACCGUCUUUUAAUUAUGAGAGUCUGGGGAAUAUGUAUAGGUGUUUGUAUGGGUUGUUUGUUUGUUUUUUCCUAUUUGUGUGUUUAUUGCAAUGGGAUCUCCUAUUUUCAUUCUCAAAUUUACCUCUCUUUCAGUAUGAAGCGAGUAGAUCAAAGAAUCUGAGGUAUGUAACUGGCAUGAUUCUGCUCAUAAGGCUUCUGUAGAAUCAUAGUUAAGCGAUAUAAACUGAAUCUAAACAAAACCCAAAGAAGUAAAUGAAAAGCAUACUGGCUAACUUAAAAUAGAUUAAUUGGAACACAGGAAAGGAUCUAUUCAUUUUUUUCUUUGAUUUCUUCUCCUGGGUGGUUAGGUGAAAAACAAUCUGCAGAACCCUUCCCCCAUCCUUUCCUAAUCUGGUUUUUACAUUUAUUUGUGCCUUAAAGAUUAACUACAGAAAUAAACAUGGCCAUAUUUCCAUUGUUGUUUACUCUUCCCUUUUAGCCUUUCCACCUCAAUUUCUCUUUCAUCUUCAUCAUAUUUGGCACAUAUCCCUCAAGUAAUUUUUAAACCAAGGCCUUUAUAUACUCCUCACCGCAAAUCUCUGGUACCACUGCAUUUGACUUGCCAUUUUCAUCUAAGUAUGUAGAUACUUUCAGUUUUGGUCAUUACUUAACACUCCAUAAAAUGGACCAAUCGGGACCAAGAGAAACCACACUGUGUGUGUAAGACAAGUUUCCAUCAAACCUACUUUAGCGUCCAUGUUGCACACUGCAUUAGAUUUCUAAAGCAAUUCUAGUUUACAGUAUCCAUAAUGUAUUCUUUCAAAGGAAGAAAAUACUAAAGAUCACAAAAUACAUUGAGCUAAUAAAAGGGGAAAGCUGGGUUUCCUUUUUAUUCUCAUGUUAUCUUCUUGUUUUUUGGGGGGUUUUUUGGUACCGGGGAUCGAACUCAGGACCAUGUGCUUGCAAGGCAGGCAGCGGAACCACUGAGCUAAAUCCCCGGCUCAUGUUAUCCUGUUUUUAAUCUUUUAUUUCAGUUUUGAUUGUGCCAAGUUAAGCCUGAUUUAGCCUUUAUCUGCUUUGGAUAGAAUUUAAAGUAUAUCUGUUGGGGUCCUUUCAUAUAACAAUUAAGUAUAAAAAUCUGUGUAUCUCCAUUCCUCUUCAAAGUAAUAAAUUUCAGUCAUAUUUUCAAUAUUGAAUGCAAGCUAUACUGGUUAUCAGGUAUGUAUUUUCAGUGUAGAUAGUUUAGGACAAGAGGGUGGUUUAAGUUUUAAAGAUGAGUGUGGUUGGGAAUAUUGUGAAAGAUAUUCACAAAGUUAGUGAAAUAACUUUUCAAGUUUCUUCCCUUGGUGUUUUGACUUUAUAUUUCUGCUUUCUCCAAAUACAUUAUUUUUUCCUAGAAUUACAGGAGGGAGCUAUCCCUUUUAUUAGUUUACAACUUUGAUGGCUUAUAAUAGGAAGUAUUCCAGUUGGUAAAGAAAUUAUCUUUAAUUAUCUUUUAUUAGGUGUGAGGUUUGAUUAAUAAUAGAAAAUACCAACAGUUGCCAGAAGGUAUAAACUCUCUAAGCCUUUCUUUUACUCUAAAAAUGAGACUAUAAUGAGAAUUAGUUUUUCAUGAAUGAAAUUACCAACCAUGUAGAUACUGCCUAUUCUAGGACAAAUGAUGAUGGAAAGAACUUCCCAGUGUUAUGAUAAUGAAAAUUUCAACAGGAGAAAAUUGACUUCAAGAUCUGUAUGUAUGAACACCUGUCUAUAUCUGCAUGUAUACAUGUUUUUACCUGAAGUGGUUGUAAUGUUGAUUAUGUGAUAAAGAACAUUCUGGUCUACAGAGUAGAAAGCUCAUAUUCAGAAUAGUUUAUUAGCUGGUUUCUUGGUCAUGUAGUAAAGAUUUGCUUACUUGGUCCACAAAAGUUUCCCUUGUUGAACAUUUUUAUUAAUAUUCACUACACUAAUCUUGUUUUUAAAAAUUUAAUUGCAUUAUAUAAUCAGAUGAAGAAAGUCUAGUAGAAUGAAUAUUUUGUAUUAUUUUAGCCUAUAUUGAGUGUUUUCUGUCAAUAGGGGGAAAAAAAGGAACUCUAAAAAUACAUUUAUUCCAGAAAAUAAUCACACAAAACUUUUUAUUCCAGAUGGUAGAAGGUACAAAGAGAUUGUAAUUAUUUAAGAAAAAAAGUAUAUUAUCGUUGGUCUUCUCAAAUUAAUCUGACAUGGGUUUAUGGGCAGUAGACAUGUUGGAUUUACUGAGAAGUGCUAGAUUAGAAUCUUGGGCUUUUUGGGGGGUUUAAUGUUGAUGAAUGCUAGCUUUUUUGUUGAGUUUCUUUGGGAGAGAGAAUGGAGGACUCAGACUUUUUAGUAGCAUUUCACACUCCAGGGUUAUCUUUUUUAUUUAUUUUUUUGGUAAUUUCGUGGUAUCUUUUUACAAAGUAUUACCAAUAAGCUCAAUUGCCCCAUUUUGGGAAAGAGUUUGCUAAAUUUUUAGCCUGACAAUACUUGUGUAGGUAUUGCCUUAUUGGAAAUCAUGGAAGCUUCUGAUGCUUCAACCUGAAACAAAAGAUGUUUAUAUGGCAUUUAAAGGUAACAGUAACAUCUGGCACUACUUUGCACUGUGUCAGAGUAACCUCUUUUUAAAAUUUUGUUGUUGCUAGUAAAUUUAAAAUGGCAUAUAAAGGCGGUAACUGUUAUCUUUAUGAGGUAAUUAUAUUGCUUUCUCUGGACUCACUUUUAAAAUAUGCAGAAUGCUUUAUCCGUUUAACACAGUAUAUGACUUUAUGAGAGAAGUAGAGAGCUGCCUUGAAAAGUGCAUAUUUAUCUAGAUAGCAUUUGCCUCCCAGAGAAGUGUUCGUCUCCCCUAUCCUCCUUGGCCAAUACUAAAUACCUUGAAUAAAAUGACCUAAAUCAAGGAGCUUAGGCUCUUCCCUAGGUGCAUCUCUGCAGAACCUUCUCUUACAGCACCGGAUAAGUGUUGACUUAAUUUUUGUUACUUGCUCUUAGGCUUUAAAUAUUCUCCAAAUUAUUAUCCAGCAGAUUAUCCUUAAUGUUGCAUGAUAUACCUUUAUUUUUUUCCGUAAGUUUCUCAAUACUGUAUUAAGGUUAACAAAAUAAUGCCUGUGGUCUCUUCAUCUCUUACUUUUAUAUACAGAACUGAUAUCUUAGCACGGUAUGGUACUGCAGAGACCUUCCAAGUAUUCUCCUGACUUUCCUUUUUGGACCAUUUCAGUAUCUGCAGUAUAUCAUGAUUAUUUGUUAUUGUUUUUAUUGUUACUGACCUGUGAUUGGCCUGUUUUACUCUAAUUUUCACAAAAACUAUGUCUUAGUUAUUCAAUUAUUGCAAAUAACUAUCUAAAACCAAUAUAUGAUUCUGCCUUCCUUGUUUGUGGACAGAUUUUUCAUUUGCUUUUGGGUUUUUAGGUACACAGCAAUUUUUAUGAAAGGUUAGUAUGGCAGACUUAUCUAAUUCCUGAAACUUCUCUCUUGGGUCCCCAAAAGAAGAAAUAUAAUAGUACAAACACGUUUUGUAUUCUCAUCUUCAAAUAAUUUUAUCACAUUUAAAUAAGCUUUUCUUUGUUUUUUUGUUUGUAGAGUCAAUUAAUUACUUAUCAUUUAUGUGUAAAUACUUUUUUUUCCCUUGUAAAUAAGGUAACUGGGCAAUCAAACA
Heterocephalus glaber (naked mole-rat) is the source of this 7844-nucleotide messenger RNA. It is a transcript of the gene Atf7ip, whose product is annotated as activating transcription factor 7 interacting protein. Gene Ontology annotation, cellular component: nucleus; transcription regulator complex. Gene Ontology annotation, biological process: regulation of DNA-templated transcription. NCBI's taxonomy places the organism in Eukaryota, Metazoa, Chordata, Mammalia, Rodentia, Bathyergidae. The record is from RefSeq and is a predicted model, not a curated record. Gene Ontology annotation, molecular function: protein binding; transcription coregulator activity.